AUGAACGACAAACCUCGAUCGUAAGUUUUUGGAUUCUUCCAAAAAAAACUUGUUUUCUAGCGGCAUCGCCGAUCUCGAGAAGGCUUUCGAGGACUCGCUCGAGUUUUUAAACUCAUUUCGAAAAUUUCCUCCCCCUCUAGCUUCUUCCAAAUUUGAUCGAGCUCAAUGUAAGUAUUCCCGAGUAAGAAAAUAGGAAAAAAAAUGGGAAAAAAUUGAAUAUUUGCUGAAAUACGUAAUUUACAGAGCUCUUAUUUCACAACGAAAAUAAUAUUAAGUUGAAUAAUGUAACCUAUAAAGCUCCGAAAACUUUCUAAACUACUCUGAAACCUGUAUUUUUUGCAUUUUCCCCGUAUAGUCCGUUUUUCGCGACCCGAAAAGGCGAGACUUCUCUGCACUCUCCCUAUCUCUCGACGUCUCUCUCAUGUUUACGUGCUGUUUCCAUUUUUCUCAGUUCCCUCUGACUUUUCUCUGAAAGAAAAAAGAGACGCAGACACGUGAAAACUGUCAAGUCGUGGCAGACAGACUAUAUAAGACAGUUAUAAAAAAAUAGCUGGUUUUUAUUAAAGUUUUUUUCUGAAGACAAAAAAAUUUCGUAACCCGUGUAAGAUCGCAUAGUCACAGAUGAAAUUUACAAAAUAUAUAUAUAAUCACUCUUUCACUGGCUCGAGUUUAUACCAAACUCGAAGAACAAGUCUAAUUUUUGAUCAAUCAAUGGAAUAUAAAUUUCAAGAAAGAUCAAAAGGGAAAAUUCAAAAUUUGAACUUGAAAUAAUUAUUCAAAAGUUUUCGAACGCUAGUUUGUUCAUUAUUUUCAUUAAAAAAACCAUCGAAUCUGCGGAAAAAUAUGACAAAAAGAGAUGUAUCAUCAAAGUGGAGAAUCAUUGAAAGUUUAGAACAAAAAAAGAUACUACAGUCUGACGCGAAGAGAUGGAACUAUACGCUUUUCAGACUUGCUAAAAUUCUUUUCUUUUUCUUGCAGUCUGUCAAAAUUCUUACAGCUCUGAUGGAACUUUUGGACGAGAAUAAACAGUUGGAAUUGGGCGUGAUUUCCAACGCGGAAAGGAGCGAUUCCACCGUUUCGGGACUCUCAAGCUCCGUUCGCAAUAUUUACAUCGGAGUCCGGACCAAGAAACAGGCUGAAAAAGUUCGACGCUUUUUAAAAACAAAAGAAGUGUGAUUACGGAAGUUUAAGUCGGUGAAAAGGAAGACCGAGUUUGCGGUCUACCAUCAGAUGUCGGAGUCCUCGUCCAAUCUCGAGCCUCAGCCUCACCUUCCGCUCAGCAUCGUCUACCUUUCUGAGAACGGCAUCUACCAGUGAGAAAAUCUUUUUUUUUGGAGGACGGUAACUAUACGUUGCUGUCAAUGAUUUUGCUGAAAACUAGCCAAAAUAUUCUUGAAUGUACUAAAUGACUUGCUGAACUAACCUGCAACACUCGCUAGUUAUCGAGAAAAGAGUUAGAAUUUCCAGAAUGUACAAAAAAAUAAAAACAUGAUAGUUCCUAAAAAAUAAUUGAAAACUUCCAGCCAUCACCUAGUCAUCGAAGAGUCCGCAGCCGAUGGUUCUACAGUAUUCCGACUAAGAUCGGUCGAUAACUCUAGCAACCCUUAUUUCCACUCUGUCGAUGCGCUAAUCAAUCAUUAUUCGUGAGAUUCCAAACUUGAAAUCAUGUGAAACCGAAAAAUUUCAGAAAGUUUUCAUAUGGCAGCAAAUUUUCUGAGAAAAAAGGCCUGCAAGUCGACAUUUUCCCUUGUUGA
Caenorhabditis auriculariae is the source of this 1754-nucleotide messenger RNA. Lineage: Eukaryota; Metazoa; Nematoda; Chromadorea; Rhabditida; Rhabditidae. The record is from the annotation of a GenBank genome assembly.